AUGGAAAGAUCAGAUGAGGCCUCUGUGCUGCUCACAGCAACCACCGCUCAAGACGAUACACUGAGGACCAUUCAUAAAUUUCUGACCACAUCAGUACUACCAGAGUUCACGUCAACAGCCGCCAGAUACAAGUUCAUGAAGAAAGUCCAGCGGUACUUCGUACAAGACAGUCACAUGUACAGGCAAUAUCCGAACAGAAUUCCGGUACGGGUACUACUAGAAGAAAGCGCAAGACGGAAAGUUCUUGAAGAAGCACAUGAG
Molecule: messenger RNA, 261 nt
Organism: Dichomitus squalens LYAD-421 SS1
Lineage: Eukaryota; Fungi; Basidiomycota; Agaricomycetes; Polyporales; Polyporaceae
Exons: 1
Source: RefSeq, a predicted model, not a curated record